GGAGCGGGCACCGGCCGCCGGCGCGUGGCGCUGCGGGAGCUGCUGGGGCUGCAGGGGGCGGCCCCCGCCGGCUGGCUGUCGGAGGAGCGCACCGAGGAGCCAUCCCCCGCCGGGCCCAACGGGCCGGGAGUCAGCGGCGGGCUGUGUCUGGAGCCCCACGAGCACGCGUGGAUGCUGGCGGCCGCCGAGGGCCGCCUUGAGGUGCUGUGGGAGCAGCUGGAAGCCGAGCCCGGGCUGCUGCAGCGGUGCGACCCGAUCACGGGCUACACGGCGCUGCACUGGCUGGCCAAGCACGGGUGCCACGAGGAGCUCAUCCUGGUGUACGACUUCGCCCAGCGCCGGGGGCUGCAGCUCGACGUGAGCGCCCCGGGCAGCGGCGGCCUCACGCCCCUCCACCUGGCUGCCCUGCAGGGCCACGACAUGGUCAUCAAGGUGCUGGUGGGCGCCCUGGGGGCUGACCCCAAGCGCCGCGACCACAGCGGCCACCGGGCCUGUCACUACCUGCGGCCCGACGCGCCCCGGAGCCUUCGGGAGCUGUCGGGGGCUGAGGACUGGGAGAAGGUGGACGGCAGAGGGCGGAAGAACGCCAACAACAACAGCAGCGGCGCCGCCGUGUGGACGCUGCGACGGACCCCGAGCGCAGUGGGCGCGACCGCCGCGGAGAACUGCACGUCCCGAAAGGAGAAGGACUACGCGGGCAGCCGAGUGGUGCAACUUCAGGGCCUUUUCCGCCAAAUAUUCCCCAUCUUCCAGGACCGAUGAGGGCGACAGAGACUGGAGAACGCGGAGGGACGGCGACGCCGUGUCGAGGCCUCGGUCUCGGAUUGCCCCGGGCCCCACCCGAAGGGGCGGCAGCUCGGGCCGCAGACGGGAGCGCUGGGCCUGCAAGCGGCGGAACACCUCCGGGUUUGUCUCAGGUACCUGUCCCAGGUGUCCUACAGCCACCAGCCAGGAGACUUGGGGCCCAGGGUAUCCUCAGCGAGGGAAAGAGAGAGAGAGAGAGAGCAAAGACGCCAAGUCCCAAAACUACGGGACUAAGGAAGGAGUUGGGAGCCGGAGUGCGGUCCUGCUUGGGAGAAGAAAAGUUACACUUCCAAGAGCGAUUUCUGGGCAGGCAGAUGUUCUGGGUUUAUUACGAAGCACUUGCUAGAAGAACCAGUUAAGACUCUAAACCACUGAUAACAGAGGAAACACCUAACUGAAGGCUUGACUAGGCUAUCCCUGGGGGCAGAGUCACCCUUCCCCCCAGCCUGCUCCUGACACAUCCAGGCUUAAUUGUACUUUUACUAAUGUAUCACUGAUGACUUCUUAAGCAUAUUAAAGAGGAGUAUGUUUUCCUUUCACAUGACAAA
Messenger RNA from Suricata suricatta (meerkat), 1352 nucleotides. RefSeq names its product sosondowah ankyrin repeat domain family member D (gene SOWAHD). The annotation marks the transcript as partial. Lineage: Eukaryota; Metazoa; Chordata; Mammalia; Carnivora; Herpestidae. The transcript has a single exon. Gene Ontology annotation, molecular function: protein binding. The record is from RefSeq and is a predicted model, not a curated record.